CUCCACUCCGCUGCCAUGGCCGGCCUUCCCACCAGCAGCAUGGCACUGCACCGCUCCCUCUGCCGGCCCUCCGUCCCCCUCACAACCUCCCUGGCGAAGACGGUUCUGGCAGCCACCCAACCACGGCGGUACGCGCACUCAGAUAUUGCAAUCACACGAACAGGCAAACCCAUCAUACGCAUCUCUGGCGGACGAAGCAGCUUAGGCGGCCACACAGUCACUGUCUUUGGCGCAACCGGCUUUCUGGGGCGGUAUAUCGUGAACCGCAUGGCUCGCGCAGGCUGCACGGUUGUUGUCCCCUUCCGGGAAGAGAUGAAGAAGCGCCACCUGAAAGUUUCUGGUGACCUCGGGCGUGUAGUCUUUCUCGAGUACGAUCUUCGCAACACAGCGUCUAUUGAAGAGUCUGUCCGACAUAGCGACAUCGUGUACAACCUUGUUGGCCGAGACUACCCUACUAAGAACUUCGACCUGGAGGACGUGCACGUAGAAGGGACGCGGCGGAUAGCGGAUGCAGUGGCCAAAUACGAUGUCGACCGCUUCAUCCAAGUCUCAUCACAUUCCGCCCACCCGGACUCGCCAUCCGAAUUCUACAGGACUAAGUACUGGAGCGAGCGUGUGGCGCGAGACAUCUUCCCCGAAACCACUAUUGUGCGGCCCGCACCUAUGUUCGGCUUCGAGGACCGCUUACUGCAUCGCCUUGCGAACGCCCGCAAUAUCCUCAGCUGCAACAACAUGGAAGAGCGUCUCUGGCCAGUGCAUGUCAUUGAUGUUGGCGCAGCACUGGAGUCCAUUGGCAUGGAUGACAGCACCGCUGGCCAGACUUUCGAGCUGUAUGGACCGAAGGAGUACACAAUGAUGGAGCUAAAGCAGCUCGUCGACCGGGAGAUCCUGAAGGAGAGACGUCACAUUAACCUACCAAAAGCUGUUAUGGCGCCACUUUACGGAUUCUUGAACAAGGCGCUCUGGUGGCAUGUUGGGAGCCGUGACGAGGUGGAGAGGGAAUACCUGGAUCAGUUUAUCGACAAGAACGCAAAGACAUUCAAGGACCUGGAUAUGGAGCCGGGUGAUGUUUCCAACUUCACUUUCAAAUAUCUGCAAGGAUAUCGCAGCUCCUCUUACUAUGACUUGCCGCCCAUGACGGAGCGCGAGAAGCGGGAAGAGAAGAAGUAUUUGCAUGUUAUCGACGAUCAAUAAAUACAUCAUUGCUGGCUGGAAUUGUAGGCUUCACAAUCGGUCGGCCAUGUCGGUGCUCCACU
Molecule: messenger RNA, 1256 nt
Organism: Baudoinia panamericana UAMH 10762
Lineage: Eukaryota; Fungi; Ascomycota; Dothideomycetes; Mycosphaerellales; Teratosphaeriaceae
Exons: 2
Coding region: 16-1194 (392 amino acids)
Cellular component (GO): mitochondrion
Molecular function (GO): protein-containing complex binding
Source: RefSeq, a predicted model, not a curated record